Messenger RNA from Cutaneotrichosporon cavernicola, 2319 nucleotides. RefSeq lists its product as uncharacterized. The record is from RefSeq and is a predicted model, not a curated record. Gene Ontology annotation, cellular component: nucleus. Gene Ontology annotation, biological process: regulation of DNA-templated transcription; DNA-templated transcription. Lineage: Eukaryota; Fungi; Basidiomycota; Tremellomycetes; Trichosporonales; Trichosporonaceae. Gene Ontology annotation, molecular function: zinc ion binding; transcription cis-regulatory region binding; DNA-binding transcription factor activity, RNA polymerase II-specific. Bases 1 to 2319 code for a protein of 772 amino acids. The transcript is spliced from 9 exons.
AUGGACCACCACAGCCAUAUGUCGGUCCACACGGCCCCAACAUCGCCAGACUCAAAGGCAAAUUCGCCGUCCGAAGGAGGGUUCAAGCCAAAGCUCCGAGUCGUAGAGCGCGGAAGCCAAGCAUGCAACGAGUGCCGCCGUCACAAGAUCCGAUGCCAUCCAGCCCUCGAUGACCCCGAUCACCAUAAGGCGUGUGCGCGUUGCGUGCGGAUGCAGCUCGAAUGCGUCUUUAAGAAGCACAAUCGCGGCCGAAAGCGCAAGAACCCCCAUCCAACAGACAGCCCAGCCGAGUCGCCAGCCGCCAAGCACUCACACCACGAACCACGCUCCAGCCACGCGCAUCCGGCUGCGUCCGGAUACUACAACAAUCGGGGCGGCUCGCCGGAACGCACCCUCAUGUCAGGCGUGGGCCGGUACCCCUUCAUGGCGGUCGACCAGCAACUCGACAUGGGUCCUGGCGCUGGUCCAUCGCGUCUGCCCCCUUCUGGGACGGCCGACUCUUCGCUGAAAAGGAUGGUCGACGUGUGGGAAGCCGACGAUGAGGACGACGGAUACUCUGAGACCAGCGCAAUCCGUCACGCGCCUCGCCCAGAGCCUCCUCGCAACCGCGAGUACGUCGAGCGCUCACCUCGCGCCGAGUUUGUGCGUGAGCUUAGACCCACCGGCACUGCCGGUUCAGUAGGCCCCGCCAACGGGCACCGCGGAGCAGAGGAACCGGUGGCAGUCAACUUAAUCACCGUGGAAGAGGGCAGGACAUUCUUCGACCUCUUUGUCAAGCACUUCAACCGAGCCAUGGCUAUCAUCGAUCCUGUGAUUCACACGCAUGACUAUGUGCGUCAGACGUCGCCAUUCCUUUACACCGUGAUCAUGUGCAUCGGCUCCCGCUACCUCGACCAAGUGGGCCAAGAGCCACUGGCCAUCACGCACAACGAUGUUCAUCAGGACAUUGUCGUCAUGGCACAAAACCACCUCAUGUGGGCCUUUGCCGAGGCGCUCUGCAGGGUCGACGUUGUCCAGGCAAUCGUCGCGCUGACCUUGUGGAAGGAGCCCGACGAUGACAAGGCGGCUUUCUAUUUCAACAGGGCUGUUGUCCUCGCCCAGGAGCUGAGACUCAGUGACAACCCACCUCCGCACAUCCUUGACACGAUGACCGACUCGGAGCGCCGGGAAGUUCGUCACCGGCAACGUCUAUGGAUGACGCUGUUCUCCAUCAACUCAAUCUUCCACAUGCAGUUCCGUCAGCCGAUGCUCAUCCCAACAACGGACCCACUCAUCACGACCAACCACUUCUGGCUCAAGCGGGGUUACACUGAGAAUAUUGUCGCAGACACCUGGGUCGUCUUCAGCGUCGACCUCCGCAGGCGUUAUCUCCAGUACCGCGAGCGGCUGACAGACGCGGCCACAAACCCGCUUGUCCUAUCCACCAUCACCAAGACGCUGAAUGAAGAGUGGACUGCCUAUUUGGAAGCAUGGAUCCACGAGAUUCUCCAAGUUGGAGGCCGCCCGUCAAUCGUCCACAAGCCCCGUGUCUGGUACGCCUCGCUUGCGCUCAACCUCAACCUCACGAUUCUCCAUCACACGCUCCGUAUCCCUCCCAGCGAGCGUCUACCUCCCCCUCCCCCUGGGCCUCCCCGGCUUCAGAUGAGGAGCAUCCCGGCGUUUGACUACUGCCUCAACGCUGCGACGACGGUGCUGUUCCGUUUCAACGACCUCGAAAAGGAGCAACUUACCUACGCAUCAGACACGCUCCUCCACUUUGCGCUGUACGCGGCCACGUUCCUGUGGACGCUGUGCCGUAACCCCGAGCUGUAUGAGUUUGACCAGGCCGAGGUCGAGCACACGCGCAACACGAUUCUUAGCGUAGCCGAAGGCCUCGACAGGGCGAGCGCGUACCCAGGCUCUUCGCCCGCCCUGCACGCCCGCUAUCUGCGCCGCCUUGUCCGCACCGGACCUUAUCCGCAGGGUUCGUUUGACGAGGCCGGUGCCGACGCGUCCGCUGCGACCGACCGCGAGGGUCUGAUGCCGCCUUUAGUUCCCUUCGACAGCCAGUACGGCGGUCCGAUCCCUGCUCCAGGCCAAACUCCCGCUACAGCCAUGGGCGAGCUCGACAUCAUUCUCAGCGGCAACUACCCGUGGAGCAUGCCUGUCGGCAUGGACGGCGGGUGGAUUGGGCCUGGCAGUGCGCCGCAGGUCGACCCGGCGCUGUUCGACCAGGGUGGCGGCUCUGUCCCGAUGGCGCAGCAGGAGAGCUCGGCGUAUACCAACGGCUCGCGCCGCCUCGCCUCUCCCCCGCUCCCUCUGCAUGGCGGACAUGCCUGA